ACCAGGCUGGCGGUAAACCGGGGGAUCGGAACGUUUUCCUGUGUAUUUUACACAUUAAUACACGCGCUUUUAUUUGGAAGUUUUCUGAAUACAUAAUAGACGUUUGUUGUAUACUGAGUAGGUUAGAUCACAACCCAAGGGACUUAAUACAAACACGGCGGACUUAAUAUGGUCUGAUUGUACACACAGAUCCAUGUCACCUGGUUCACACACCGGGGUACUCUGACAGGGGGAAAACUGGUGUUGGACAACAAGUAAUUGCACCUCCCCAGUGGAACCGCCGUGCUAGGGAACAGUACGUGUAUAGUUUGUUUGGUAGAAAGGGAUUCUUGAAUGCGCAACAUUUGGAGUCCCAUUGCCUGAAGCAGGUGCUCGGUUUUAAUGAGUAAUGAUUUGGUUAUUGUGUUGAAUAAUCUUGCUUCGCAUCUUCAAGUGUUGUUUCUGAAUUGUGAACAUGAUGAGAGUUAUGACAACCAUACUGAUGGUAAUGACCGUUCUGGUAGUGGUCUUGGUGAUGGACACAAACGCCCAGGAUCGGAGGCGACAGCGGUAUUCAUGGCAACAAGAUAGGAGUAGAAGGCAGCAAGUCAGAGGGCCUAAUGUGUGCGGCUACACCACGCCCUACUGUUGCAAAGGCUGGACCAGAGCAGUCAACAGCUACCGGUGUAUCAAACCAAUUUGUGUACGAGACUGUGAUGGAGGGAUCUGCAUGCGUCCUGACCAGUGUCUUUGUCCGACUGGGAAUAUUUCUCCUGUAUGUCAAACCAAACCUAUAUGUACUCAACGCUGUUUGAAUGGAGGUCGCUGUGUUGUAAAUGAUCGUUGCUCUUGUAGCCCUGGAUUUUCUGGUCGUAGAUGUGAACAUGAUUACAGAACUGGACCCUGUUUUACACAAAUCUCGGACAGCAUGUGCCGUGGUCAGCUGACAGGAGUUGUAUGUACCAAGGCCUUGUGCUGUGCCACUAUAGGCAAGGCCUGGGGAAAACCCUGUGAGCAGUGCCCUGUGCGUGCUCAGCCUUGCCGUAGAGGAUACAUUCCUAAUUUACAGGCUCAGAACUGUCAAGAUGUCGAUGAGUGUGCUGCCAUACCUGGGCUGUGUGUAGGAGGAAGUUGUGUGAAUACUCUAGGAUCCUACAGGUGUGAAUGUAAGGCCGGACAGAGUCAGAAUCCCAUCACCCAGGUGUGUGAGGAUAUAAACGAGUGUGAAACCAUUCCAAACACAUGUGAAAAUGGGAAAUGUACCAAUACGGAAGGAAGCUAUUUCUGUGUGUGUGAUCCUGGGUAUGAAACCAAUGCUGACCGUACACAGUGUGUAGUUGUGAAGAGGAAGACCUGCUUCAGUCGUAUUUCCCAGGGAAUCUGUGCGGAACCCAUGGGGAUCCUUCUGUCCCUGCGUGACUGCUGCUGUGAGAUGGGGAAAGGCUGGGGGAAUUCGUCCAUUUGUCAACUAUGUCCAGAGAAAAACUCAGAUGAUCACAGAGAAUUAUGUGUAGCCUCCGAUUUGAAGCGGAAUGAGUGUGGUCUAUUUCCCACAUUGUGUACCAACGCUCGAUGUAUCAACACGUUGCAGGCCUAUCGUUGUGAAUGCUUUGCAGGAUUCAAACCUACAGAUGACCCAGAUGUCUGUAUUGACAUUAACGAAUGUCAAGAGGACCGCCGACUUUGCCGGAAUGGACUCUGUGUAAACACUGAAGGAAGCUUCAGGUGUGAAUGCAAUUUGGGCUAUACUUUGUCUACCGAUGGUCGCUACUGUACAGAUAUGAACGAGUGUGAUACAAGUGGAAUGUGUCCCCACGGACGCUGUGUUAACAUGAACGGAGGAUAUAAAUGUGAAUGUGACACAGGAUACAGACAGUCUACCAACCAACAGAUCUGUUACGACAUAAAUGAAUGUACAGAGAAUGGGAAGCUGUGUACCAAUGGUAUGUGCGAGAACAGCGAGGGGUCGUUUAGAUGUGUGUGUAACCCGGGCUAUCAGCUGUCACCAGAUGGAGCCUAUUGUCUAGAUUAUAAUGAGUGUGCCACUACUAGGAUGUGUACCCAUGGUCGCUGUAUCAAUAUGAAUGGAGGCUACAAGUGUAUCUGUAACAUCGGCUUUAUGUCCACUCCUGACAACCGAGCCUGUAUAGAUAUCAAUGAGUGUAAAGCCAGAGAGUCGCCGUGCAUCAAUGGAAUCUGUAUCAACAACCAGGGCAGCUUCAGGUGUGAAUGUCCCCCUAACUUCCACAUGGGACCAGAGGGCAGGACAUGUAUAGACAAUAGGCGUGACCAAUGUUACCGCGAGUACAGGAGUGGUCGGUGUUCCAGUGCUCUAGCCACGCUUAUGUCCAAGGCUAUGUGUUGUUGUAUGGACACGGGUGGUAUAAACAUUCUCAAGGGCUGGGGUCAGAGAUGUGAGCCAUGCCCCACCCCAGGGGAUAGGGGCUACAGUGACUUGUGCCGGGAUAUAGGACGGACACCUGAGGGGGACAUAAACGAGUGCCGGUUGAAUCCUUACAUUUGUGAAAAUGGAGCGUGUGAGAACAGAGAUGGCAGCUACAGAUGUUUAUGUAACCCUGGGUUUGAAUCUGACUCAACUGGGAAGUUAUGUACAGAUAUUAAUGAGUGUGUGAAGUACCCGAACUAUUGUGAUGGAGGGCAGUGCCGUAAUACAUUGGGAAGCUACCAUUGUACCUGUCCAGCUGGAUACAGGUUUAACGAGAGAACUUCUAGUUGUGAAGACCAGAACGAGUGUGAAACUAACCCCUGUACUGAUGCAGUCUGUAUCAACACACCGGGCAGUUUCCGAUGUGACUGUCAUGAGCCGGGCGCCUCCCUGGACUCAACAGGCAGGAUCUGUGUUGACAACAGAAAGGGAGCCUGUUGGCUGGAGAUUCGUAACGGGAUGUGUGAGAACAAUAUGAAGACACUAGUCACGAAGGCCGAGUGUUGUGGAAGUAUAGGGAAGGCUUGGGGCAGUCCUUGUGAGACCUGUCCGCCGUUGUCCCAAUUGAAGUGCCCUCCUGGCUAUGCACCAAAGAGCGGAGUUUGUAUAGAUAUUAAUGAGUGUGAGCUGUACUCGAACCUGUGUCAGGGUGGAGGAGAGUGUGUCAACACUCCAGGAUCUUUUACCUGUAACUGUCCUCCAGGUCUCAGUCUGGAUUCCACAGGACGAACCUGUGUUGAUAUGAGAGAGUCUACCUGCUACCUGGGAUUCUCCAGAGGUGUCUGUACUAAACCUCUGUCAGGCCUAUAUCUCAAAGCCGAUUGUUGCUGCUCCCUGGGUAGAGGCUGGGGAAGUACUUGUGCUGCAUGUCCAGCUCGUGACUCAGCGGAGUACCAGUCUCUAUGUUCCAUUGAGGGAGGUCGACUGAAAGACAUCAAUGAGUGUAUGAUGUACCCCGGGAUCUGCAGUAAUGGUGUCUGUCAAAACACAUUUGGUAGUUUUGUAUGUUCCUGUAACCAAGGAUUUGCUCUCGACAACACUGGCUUUAACUGCACAGACAUUGACGAGUGCCGUAUCUCGUUUGGAGUGUGUGGUAAUGGUACUUGUCAGAACACCCCUGGAAUGUUCCGAUGUGUUUGUAACGAGGGUUUCAAGGGUGUCAUGAUGGAUCAAAUGUGUGUUGACAUUGAUGAGUGCGAUGAGCAGCCCGGCCUUUGUAGAGGGGGAUCCUGUGUCAACACUAUUGGUGGCCACUACUGCGAGUGUCCGGAGGGUCAUGUCCUGUCACAUGAUGGCCAGUCAUGUACUGAUGUGGACGAGUGCUCAGAGAGCCAGAGUAUAUGCAACAAUGGGAUUUGUGAAAACUUCCUGGGCGGCUAUCAUUGUCGUUGUUUUGAGGGCUACGUAGCCUCCCGAGAUCAUACUACUUGUAUAGAUGACAACGAGUGUGCGAACAGAAAUGGUGGAUGUUCAUCAUUGUGUGUGAACACCCCGGGCUCAUUUGUAUGUGGGUGUGACCCAGGCUUCGUGCUGCUUCCCGAUCAGAGGUCCUGUGGCGACGUCAAUGAAUGUAAAGAGGAGAGUGACAUCUGUAAUGGUGGGAAAUGUACCAACCUUCCUGGGAGUUACCGGUGUACCUGUACAGGCGGCUUGACUCCUUCUGUAGAUGGGAAAAUGUGUAUAGAUGUGGACGAAUGCUUGGCUAACAGGAAUCUCUGUCUGAACGGGCAGUGUCAAAAUAAUCAUGGAUCAUAUGUGUGCAUCUGUGAAACCGGCUUCUCAGUCAAGACGGAGACAAGAAACCCCGGGUGUACAGAUAAUAAUGAGUGUGAGCUGGGCUCGGCUGGAUGUGACCCCCAUGCUGUCUGUAUCAACACCAUUGGCUCCUAUAAAUGUGACUGUAAGCCCGGUUACACUGGUGAUGGAUUUACAUGUAGAGAUGCUAAUGAAUGUACUCGUGACAAUGGUGGCUGUGACCUUGAUGCUACCUGUAUCAACGUUCCUGGCAGCUUCAAGUGUGUUUGUGACGAUGGCUUUUCUGGUGACGGCUUCCAGUGCAGGGAUGUGGACGAGUGUACUCUGGACUCGACGCUGUGUACACAUGGACAGUGCCUUAACUUCCCAGGUGGAUUCCGAUGUGACUGUGACAUGGGCUUUUCCCCAACAGUAGAUGAGAAGGCUUGUGUAGACAUUAAUGAGUGUGACACCUUCCAUAACCUGUGUGUUAAUGGCGAAUGUGAGAACAUGAUUGGCUUGUUCCGGUGUAACUGUAACCAAGGCUUUAGGCUGGACGAUUCAGGUGGAAACUGUACAGAUAUAAACGAGUGUACCAAUCCUGACAACUGUCUGUACGGGACCUGUGUGAACACCCAAGGGGGCUAUAUCUGUCGGUGUCCAGCAGGCUAUGAGACCAACCCAACAGGAACAGGCUGUAUCGAUAAGCGUCUUGGCACCUGCUACAUGACAGUUCCUCAGAAUCGACAAUAUGGCCGCUGUAGUGACGUGAUUACCCUGGACACGUACCGUGCCACAUGUUGUUGUAGUGUGGGACAGGGAUGGGGGGAGGAUCCUGGCUUCUGUGAGCGCUGCCCUGUCAAUGGUACAAGUGAAUAUAAGACGUUGUGUCCGGGUGGACCUGGCUUCAAACCAUCCAUCGAUUUGAUCCUCGAAGAUAUUGAUGAGUGUGAAGAACUCCAGAAUAUCUGUAAGGGUGGAGAGUGUCAAAACACCUUUGGCAGUUUCAUCUGUGUGUGUCCCACUGGGUACCGACUGUAUGACCACCAGUGUAUAGAUAUAAAUGAGUGUGUUGAAGACAGCACCCUAUGUGGAGAGGGAACUUGUAUGAACACCGAGGGAAGCUACAGGUGUGUGUGUCCUAAUGGUUAUAUACCUAUGGAAGGUGACGUGGACUGUAUGGACAUGAGAAAGGGUGAUUGUUUCCCGACCUACUACACCACCACUCAGCCUCCAUUCACCAUAGUUUGUGAGAAUCCUAUCGCAUUCAACAUAACCAGGGUCGACUGUUGUUGUACUACCAUCGGUCAGGCGUGGGGUCAACCUUGCGAGGCGUGUCCUGCCAAACGCUCAGCUGCUUAUGCUGAUCUGUGUGAACCAGAGAGGAUUGGAGAGGGCAUCAAUGAAUGUGAGAAAUUCCAAGGGAUUUGUGAAAAUGGCCGCUGUAUAGAUACGUUACAAAGCUUCAGAUGUGAAUGUUUUGAUGGCUACGAGUAUAACCCAACAUCAUACAAGUGUGAAGACAUUGAUGAGUGUCGUUUGACGGGAGAGUCACCCUGUAAGGGAUAUGCCCAGUGUAUCAAUACCCCAGGCAGCUUUACCUGUCAAUGUCCGCCAGGCUACAAACUCUCUCCUGGAGGACGCCGCUGUCUUGAUGUUAAUGAGUGUGAGGAGUUGGCUGGUGUGUGUAUCAAUGGUGAAUGUGACAACCUAGAUGGCAGCUUCAGAUGUUCCUGUUUCCCAGGCUUCCGUCUCAAUACAAACAGAGAUGCGUGUAUCGACAGAAAUGAAUGUACAGCGAGACCAGGGCGCUGUAGGAAUGGGACGUGUGAAAAUCUUAUUGGAGGUUUCCGUUGUCAUUGUUCUCCUGGGUUCAUCGUUUCCAACAACCAAGAAUGUCAAGAUGUGAAUGAAUGUCUGGACCAGAUCGGUUUGUGUCAAAAUGGCCGCUGUGUCAACACAUUGGGUAGCUUCACUUGUGCAUGUCCUCAGGGCUUCCAAAUAACUAGAGAUGGCAUGGACUGUCGAGAUAUUGAUGAAUGUGUGGAGAGAGACAACAUUUGUCUGGCUGGGAGCUGUGUUAACAGUGAGGGAUCCUACAAAUGUAUCUGUAAUGAAGGCUACAUGCUACAACAGUUAGAUAAUAAUCAGUUCUGUAUCGAUGUGAAUGAGUGCGAGACUAUCCCGGGUGUGUGUGCUAAUGGCCAAUGUGAGAAUAUUGACGGAGGAUAUCGCUGUCAGUGUCCGCCAAACACCCUUCUCACCGACGAUGGCAUGAUGUGUCUGGAUGUCAGAGAAGGAAAUUGCUUUGGACGGUUUCAGGAUGGUCUUUGUCUUGAGGCCUUCACUCGGAACAUGACCAAGGCUAUGUGCUGUUGUACAGUGGGGCAGGCCUGGGGAAACACCAACCUGUGUGAGGUGUGUCCUCAGAGGGGUGAAGCCAGCUUUGAUGCGCUAUGUCCUGACACUGGAGUUAUCACAAGUCCUGACGGUGGAACUAUGGAUGUUAAUGAAUGUAUGAUGAUUCCUGGUCUGUGUGAGAAUGGACAGUGUGUAAAUACAGAUGGCUCGUUCCGUUGUGAAUGCGGUCAAGGCUUUAUCUUGGAUGACACCGGCCGACGAUGUGUGGAUAAUAACGAGUGUUUGGCUGGUAACAUCUGUGGCAACGGAACGUGUACCAAUGUAGAGGGAGGAUUCCAAUGUAACUGUGCCAAUGGUUUUAUGCCAGGAAUGGACAAUACGUGUGAAGAUGUCGAUGAAUGCCAGACUGACCAGAAUAACUGUGCUUUCCGCUGUGUUAACAUUCCCGGCUCCUUCAGAUGUAUCUGUCCUAAAGGAUAUAACCUGGCACCGGACGGAAUCCACUGUCAAGAUGUGGACGAGUGUGUGAUGGGAAACCACCAGUGUCGGUACGCCUGUAAGAACCUCGUCGGGACCUUCAUGUGUGUCUGUCCCGAGGGCUACAGGGAAGUAGGUCACAAUGACUGUAGAGACAUUGAUGAGUGCACCACAAUCCCAGGCGUUUGUAGAAAUGGCCGCUGUAUCAAUACUAUCGGAGGUUACAGAUGUCGCUGUCAUCCUGGCUUCUCCACUAGUCUGGAUGGCAAGGAAUGUCGGGAUACGAGGGAGGAUUACUGCUUCUUUGAAUUGACUGGAGGUCGAUGUAGGAUCGGACCGACCAUCAGGAGAACCACACAGGUGGAGUGCUGCUGUACUGGUGCUGCCGCCUGGGGUCGGGGCUGUGACAGAUGUCCUCGUGUCAACUCCCGACAAUUUAGAAAGCUGUGUCCGGAUGGAAUCGGCACCAGACCUGGAGGAGAAGAUAUAAACGAGUGUUUACUGUUUCCGGGAAAAUGUAAGAACGGUCAGUGUAUCAACAAGCCAGGAUCUUACGGAUGUGUGUGUGACCGCGGCUACAAGACUGACCAAAUGGGCACGAGUUGUAUAGAUGUAAAUGAGUGUGAAGACCAGCGUUCACCAUGCGAGUUCACCUGCCUGAACCUUGUUGGGAGCUACAAGUGUACCUGUCCUCCCGGCUAUGUCCUCAACAUGGACGGCAAGACCUGCCGAGAUCUGGAUGAGUGUGCCACUAUGCAGCAUAAUUGUCAAUACCAAUGUAUCAACACAGUGGGAAGCUUUCAGUGCGGCUGUGCCAAAGGAUUCCGUCGUGGCAUCAACAACAGAUGCGUGGAUAUUAAUGAGUGUGAGGAGCAGCCACAGCUGUGUGGUCCUAAGGGAACCUGUAACAACACACCUGGCAGCUUCAGGUGUGUCUGUCUCCGAGGGUACACUGUGGAUGAGACGGGCACUAACUGUGUGGACAUUGAUGAGUGUGCGAACGGGAAGUGUACUGACGGCUGUGAGAACACCCCUGGUGCCUACCGUUGUCAGUGUCCCCCGGGCUACACUCUCCACCCCAACAUUGACCAGUGUAUAGAUGACAAUGAGUGUAACAACCAGGGGAUGUGUGGGGAGGCCGAGUGUAGUAAUGAAGAGGGAAGCUACAUUUGUUUCUGUCCACCGGGACUCGAGUUUGACCCCAAUAUAAUGGCUUGUAUUGAUCUAAAUGUGUGCAAUAGUCAUCCCUGUCUGUUUGGCUGUUCACCCAACGGAGUGACAUUUGUCUGUGGCUGUCCGACCGGCUAUCAGAGCAUUGGACAGGGGCAUUGUGUGUCCACCAUCACACCACCCGAGGGUGACCUAAAUGAAAUCUACCCCAACGGUAAUAUUCCCCACGUCCCAGCCCCCACAGACGGGUCGGUGCCCCACGGAGAGGGCUGCUAUGAAUGUGACAUUGAGGACCAGGACCUACCCCUCACCAAGCGCAGUAAGAGGGCUGCUGGCCCUCACAACCACAAGAUAUCCAAAAUUGGUAAGAACAGAAGCCAGGAACAUCAGAGUUCAAACAAUGCCUCGAGGUCAAACAAGAGUGUCCUUGACCCAGACAAGCCAAUUGUGCUGUAUCUCAACCGGUCAAGUAUUCGACGUAAGACGAAGGUGAUGAAGGUACUACCAGCUCUGACAGCACUCAAGAACAAUAUCAGAUACUCUAUUGCACGUGGCAACGAGCGACAAAUCUUCACCAUGCAUGAACGGAAAGGCAUUAGUUCUUUACGAUUCCGGAGGAAACUUCAUAAAUCUAAGGUGUAUCGUCUUCGCAUUGCAGGGCGACCAAUUCACAAGAAAACUGAAAUUGCCGGUAAAAAUGUAAACCUUAAGAAAAUAGCUAUUCGACUAGAUAUCCACCUUGUAUGAGACUACUGAUGUUUAAGACUGAUAUUAUUAUUGAUUCUCUUCAGUCGGCCAUUUAACGCAGAACGGACAUUGGAAAGGGGAGAUAAGUCUGCAAUGAUGUGGAUAUUAUGUAUGCUUGGCCAAGAUUUACCGGUAUGUAGUUUGUAUCACAGACUGCCAGGAAUCGCCCCACAACACUAGGGGGCUGUCCACCACUCCCCUACAGAUAGGGAGUGAUCAAUAUUUAAGUUUAUACUAGUGAGGUGCUAUGUGUAUGGUAUUGUGAGUAUCAUUAAGGUAGAAGUUGUAUGGUAAGGUCAUGAAUAGAAAAUUUGAGAGCAAAUUCAAUGUGUUGCAUGCUUUCAGGAUAAAAAAAUACAAUGAAAUUAAUCACUACAAGUUAUGAUACUUACAUGUCUAACUUUUUAAUGAAAAAUAAUUUUUUUUAAAAGAUAAAAAAAUGUAAGACUACUUGAAGGUUAUUCUCAAAAAAAGCAAUUUUGAAUAUUCUGACUGAAAUCUUUUUUAACAUUCCCAUAAAGAUAAAUGGCAUUUUAUAUUAUCUUCUUUUUACUCUUUCUAAUUGCAAACUUUAAUUUCAGAUCAUUAAAUGAGGAUUAAGCUGUUAAAAAUCAUUAGUAUGAAUAUUAUUGGAAGUGUAUUCAUAAGCUGAAGCUUCUUUCUGUCCAUUCUGCAGAGAUGAAAAUCUUCAGCCAGUUGACUGAUUUCAGCCUUGCUUUUCUUAAGAUUUUCCAUUUUCACUCUUCAGCCAGGCAGCUGAUUUCAGCCUUUCUUAAAAUUUCCAUUUUCAUCUCUGAUUCUGUCAACUUCUUAAAAAGGCACUUCGCUAUGUGACCAAAUUUGUGAAACUUGUUUUGAAGUUUUAAAUUAUCACAGGCCUUUAUUAAAGUUCGGAUUGCUGGAAUUUACUUGAAUUAGUGCAUAUCACGACAUUUGGGAAACUGGCUAAACAUACAUCAAAAUGGGUGAUUGUUUUCUCUACUUUCUGUUUGGUUUAAAGCUGCAGGGCUUACAUUGUUUGUUUGUCCCUUUGUCUUUUGUCUUUUGUUGGAGUUAACAAUAUAAAAUGUAUAUUUCAAGAUAACAAUAAAAUUAUAUUUGAGCCAUUCAAGUCCACAAGCCCUGUUGUAUUUAAUCUCAGAAUCUCCCAUACAUCAUAUUGUAUCUUACAAUAUUGUAUACUCAGCUUUUGUCAUGAUAUUGAGAACACCUUUAUAGAACCAGCUUUUAAUUAAGUGUUAUGUAAUUGUAUUGAUUGAUGAAUUUUGUGCAUGAACUGUCAUAGCUUUGUCAUAAGGAUGUACCAUCAAAUAUGAUAACCUAUGUAUGAUAUAGAGUGUGUGUGAAGUAGAGAAAUGAUGUAAAAUCUCAUUGUUUUACAUAACAGAUGUUUUUUUUAGGUAGACUACUGGUGUUUGUCACCACUUUAUAUAACCCUGAAUGUAUAGAUGAUAUAUAUAGUGCUAAUAUAUGUGGUACAACUAGGGAAUGAGAGUGCUGGUACAUGUAUGAGAGGUGUUGGCUGUUUGAAUGCGAAUAAAAACCUUAAACAGUCGCAUUUCAGUGUUAAAACACUGCUCGUUAAUCUCAGUGCUGUCAGGUCAAAAACUAAUUUGGCCAUUUACCUGGAAAUAAGUGAUGAUAUGAUGAAAAAGACUGAAAACACCUGAUAUUGAUUACAUUUAAAAUCUAUUUAUGUCUUCUAAAUGACUUUUAGGAAGCUGAAAUAAUUACAAUAAUUCAUAAACACAAUAUAGAUUACAAAGAAGUUUUUAUUUUGAUGUUAUAUCCAUGCAAUAUGGUAUUGAUUAUAUACCAUUUUGUUUGAUGUCUUUCUAGAGCAUUCUUUUAGCCUUGACCUUGAAGGGCGCUGACACUGUAAUCUAACAUAAAAACGAACAAGCUCUGUUAUAGAACAAAAAUGUUUAAAACAUCAGGUAUUCUCACUAGACCAAAUGAUUAAUCUGUGCUGUGACAUUCAAGGUCUUCAGCAUUAUUCCUUUGCCACGGUAUCUUAAUUUGACUGGUUAAAAACACGCCGAAUUUUACUCCUAUCCCCGUCUAGCAGCUAUAUAUGAAGGUCUGAUUAAUGGUAUAUCUCAUAUGUGACACGUAUACAAAUGUAAUUCCAACUGACAAUGUGUGGGGGAUGUGAGCGGUGAAAUUGGCAGCUUAUAACAUAUAUAUAUAACGUUUGUACAAGAUUAACGUUUCACAAUAAAUGAGUGCGCUGUUUUCUGCCUAACAAAAGUUUCUCACAAAAUUUUAACUUAGCUGUAUGAUUUUCCUUAUUUUUGAAAAAAUCAAGUCACCUUUAUAUCCUGAGACUUUGAAGCUUUGUAAUAAGAUAGAUACAACGUUCGACAAAGUUUGAUACAAAAUUUGAUAAAAAGUUUGGUACUACUAAAGCAAAGAUGACGUGGAGUCUAUCGUACUCUCUACAAAAAAUGUGCCUGGGUACUUCCGCUGUCAGGGAGACGAUUUGUAAACUAUACAGACUUUUAACUAAUAAACAUGAUACUGGA
Molecule: messenger RNA, 11439 nt
Organism: Pecten maximus
Lineage: Eukaryota; Metazoa; Mollusca; Bivalvia; Pectinida; Pectinidae
Product: fibrillin-2-like
Exons: 66
Coding region: 455-8914 (2819 amino acids)
Molecular function (GO): calcium ion binding
Source: RefSeq, a predicted model, not a curated record